Molecule: messenger RNA, 465 nt
Organism: Paramecium octaurelia
Lineage: Eukaryota; Ciliophora; Oligohymenophorea; Peniculida; Parameciidae
Source: the annotation of a GenBank genome assembly
AAAUUAUUUUAUUAUGGCAGAGGUCGAACAAUUAUCAGAGGAACUUACCACCUUAAAAAGAGUCGUCUAAACAUCAUUACACAGAGGACAAUUGGCUAAGGGAGUCCAUGAAGUCUGUAAGGCUAUCGAAAGCAAACAAGUAUUGAUAUAGAAAGAGUGUAGGCCAAAUUCGUAGUGUUAGCUGAUGAUUGCACAGAAGACACAUACAAGAAAUUGGUUAUUGCUUUGGCAAAAUAAUUCCAAAUCCCAGUUUGGAAGGUGGAAAAAGGAGCUUUACUUGGUGAAUGGAUUGGCAUUUCAAAGUUCCUUACUAAGACAAAGAAGAUCAAAUCAAGAAAAUGUUCAUCUGUUGCAGUCAAAGACUUUGCAAUUGAGGUCAGCGAAAAUGAAAAGUAAUUUGUCGAAGACAAAAUUAAGGCAUUGUGAAGUUAUCUAGUACAUAUAUAUAUAUAUAUUAAAAUUAUU